This is a messenger RNA of Gymnodraco acuticeps, 4511 nucleotides long. RefSeq names its product solute carrier family 41 member 2b (gene slc41a2b). Gene Ontology annotation, biological process: monoatomic cation transport. Gene Ontology annotation, molecular function: monoatomic cation transmembrane transporter activity. Lineage: Eukaryota; Metazoa; Chordata; Actinopteri; Perciformes; Bathydraconidae. The transcript has 11 exons. Bases 182 to 1885 code for a protein of 567 amino acids. The record is from RefSeq and is a predicted model, not a curated record. Gene Ontology annotation, cellular component: plasma membrane.
UUUCAGUCUGACGCUGCUCUGUCAAAAAAAACAGAGUAGACUCCCAUCUCUUCUCCUGGAUGAAAUGUCUCCGUAUCCGAGAGGCACAUGAGUCAUUGAGCCGAGUCUAAACCCCUUGUAUUUCUACACUGCUCUGAGACUGGAGGACAGGAGAUGAGAGUCUGCGGGGCUCCACCACACCAUGAGUCUCCCGGGUCUGGGAGGACCUGUAGGGGAUUCCCUGGGCUCUAGCCUGACGGGGCGUAUGAGCGGCUGGAGUUCUCUCUCUCUGAAGCCAGUUUCCUCCGGGCGGAUCGCCUCUGUAUUCCAGACCAUGGUUCCCACGGGUUACACCAAGCUACAGGAUGAGCGUCUCUCCAUGGUGGACCUCAGCGCCAAACCUGACGUCGCAUCGCUCCAGAACGGCUACAGACAAGAGACGACACACAUAGAAGGCCGGCGGAUUCUGGACCGGGCCUCUCGCUCCUCUGUGACUUUAUCUGACUGUGGAGAUGGAGGCUACUCUGAAACGGAGCCCAUGCUGGCUGAGAGGAGGCACUCUGGAGAGGAGGCAGAUGAAGAGGAGGAGGAGGAAGAGGAUGAGGAGGCAGGUCCGGGAUCUGUCGUGCACAAAAUGCCCAAGGAGUCUCUGCUGGCCAUGGCGCUGCAGAUCCUGCUGCCUUUCCUGCUCGCUGGGUUUGGAACUGUGUGUGCUGGCAUGGUGCUGGAUAUUGUGCAGCACUGGGAGGCGUUCCAGUACAUCACGGAGAUCUUCAUCCUGGUACCGGCUCUCCUCGGCCUGAAGGGGAACCUGGAGAUGACUCUGGCCUCAAGGCUGUCCACAGCGGUGAAUGUGGGCAAGAUGGAUUCCCCCAUAGAGAAGUGGAAUCUAAUCAUAGGCAACCUGGCCCUGAAGCAGGUCCAGGCCACGGUGGUGGGCUUCCUGGCUGCCGUCGCUGCCGUGACCCUCGGCUGGAUCCCAGAGGGGAAGUUCCAGAUGAGCCACGCGGUGCUGCUGUGCUCCAGCAGCGUGGCCACGGCCUUUAUAGCCUCCAUGCUGCAGGGUUUCAUCAUGGUCGGGGUCAUUGUGGGUUCCAAGAAGACGGGCAUCAACCCAGACAACGUCGCCACCCCCAUCGCCGCCAGCUUUGGUGACCUCAUAACUCUGGCGAUCCUGGCCUGGAUCAGCCAGGGCCUCUACAAGUGCCUGGAUACGUACCCGUAUGUGUCGUCGCUGGUCUGCGCCUUCUUCAUGUGUCUGACUCCUCUGUGGAUGGUCAUCUCCUCCAAACACCCGGCCAGCCGCACCCUGCUGUACUCCGGAUGGGAGCCAGUCAUCACUGCCAUGGUCAUUAGCAGCAUCGGAGGGCUGAUCCUGGACAAAACGGUGUCCGACCCAAAUCUGGCUGGCAUCGUGGUUUACACCCCGGUUAUCAACGGAAUCGGGGGGAACCUGGUAGCGAUCCAGGCCAGCAGGUUCUCCACUCACCUGCACUUCCACUGUGCUCCUGGAGAGGUUCCUGAAGAGGCCAAGGGCUGCUACUACCCCUGCCGCACCUUCUGGGGAAAAGGAGCCAAUCACCGCUCUGCUCAGGUGCUGCUCCUAUUGGUGGUCCCGGGUCACCUGAUCUUCCUCUACACCAUCCACCUGAUGAAGAGCGGACACACCACGCUGACGCCCAUCUUCAUGUCCGUCUACCUGGCUGCUGCUCUGCUGCAGGUGUUGCUGUUGUUGUGCAUAGCGGACUGGAUGGUGCACUCCAUGUGGCGCAGCGGCAAAGACCCCGACAGCUUCUCCAUCCCCUACCUGACGGCUCUGGGGGACUUGCUGGGCACUGCGCUGCUGGCCCUCAGCUUCCACUUCCUGUGGGUCAUAGGAGACCAGGACAGCGACGUGGGCGACUGAGGAGGCGACUGAGGAGGCGACUGAGGAGACGACAAGGAGACGAAAAGGCAUCGGAGGUGACGGGCAGACACUGACGGCCAUUCCUGACGCCUCUCUUCAUGAGUAAGGGGACGCUCUCUGCUUCCCUUCAACCACAUGCUGGUUUUAAAACUUUUGUUUGUUUUUUGUAUUCCCUUAAAUUUAGACUGCUCUCAGUACGGAUUUCGAUCUGCAUAGUUUGCACAAAAGCACUUGCAUAUUAUAAUGCUGGUGUUAAGAGGAGCAGGAAGCCACAGCAGGGAGGACACCUGGCUGUGGUUUACUCAGUUGGAGGUCUUCUACUUUAAAAAAACUUUUGUUGGUGAUUAUUUUGGGAAUAGACCUCCCGCUGUGUCACAGACUUUGUUACCUGCUUUGUGUUUUACCGCUUUGCUACGUCGAGUCAGCGGAGCGUCACGGAGAGGCAAGAGAAGAUUAUCAAUACGCUUUGAACCGCCGUGUCAGCAGGUCCACAGGCGGUUAGAAAAAUUAGAUUAAUUUGUAUUGAUGGUCGGAGAAUUCGACAUUUAUUCCAGUGUACAUGUUUGUUUUCUCUGCAUGUUCUCUUUCCAUAGACUAACAUGCUUUCCACAUUGCUUCCACUAACAGUAGGUAAAGUUCUGUUCACGUCAAGCACUUCAAUUCGAUGGAAGCUAUCAGUUUAUCAUUAGCUCAUUAUACUGGAUUAGAGUAACGUGACCCUCCACACACACCUUCUCUCAUGACAACACACAGUUUAAAGGUACUCCAAAGUAAAGCAGACACAUGAGGAAAUUAAAUAACUCUCCGUUACCCUUAUCAUACGAACCAGCUAUCUCUACACUGCAAUACAGGAAUAAUGCUGUUUUUCUUUAUUUAUCGCAGUUUUGGCGAUCAUUACUCUGCCUUACUUAUUGGCAGGGACUUGAUUACCUGUCUAAGAAGAAAAGCCAGCUACAAAAAAUCCGCUUGAGACGACGUUUUGUCACCAAAUUGUGAAUUAAACCCGAACUAAAUUAGCUUGCAUUGUUUUCAAAUACAAUGCAAGAUGGAUCUUAGUACAGAAUGCGAAAAGGGUAGCAUUCAACCGUAUCUUUUCAUCCCCGGCCUUUUGAUAUUAUGUUAAUGUUAACGGCACUUCUCACGUAGAAAACCGUGAAAUGAUCGAUAUAAUGAACCUCCUGCGUUCCCCCUCAUUCAUUCUCUCUGUGUGUUCUGUCUGUCGUCCUCCGCAGCGGGGGUCCGGUUCAACAAACAGAUCGAGAACACUGUGCCAGUCCAGCAGGAAAAUAAAUGACAGUUUCACGCUGGAUUUUUGUUUGCUAAUCAUGUUUACAGUGCAUGUUCGCAGAGCGUUUACAUGCAUGGAGACGAUUAUCAGCUGUUUUCAUGUUGGCAUCGUCUUAAUUUCUACUCUUUCCGACAGAAUCAUAAUCAUCGUAAACAAAUGUAUUCACAUAUUCACAACAUGCCGUGUAUUUAAAGGUCUGAUAAUAUUGAUCUGGAUUCAGUUCUCUGGUUAUUAUCAAUCAGUCUUUUUGGCUUUAGGUGAGACGACAUGGGGGAAACCUUACGUCAAAACAAACUCCUUAAUCAAGACAAGCUUUUAAUGCUUUAAUUGAUCAUUUAAAGUCGAUGUUUAUUGCACAACAGAUAGCUUAACAAUGUUAAAUUGGUUCCUCGCUCUCACUAUGCAACUCCUUCUGCCACACUUUACAAACCAGUGAAUGUGUUUUAUCAAUUUCUGUGUCCAAGCGAGAACUCUUUUCCAAUGAACGAAGCAUUGGCUCCAAAUGUUGCUUAAAAUUAAUAAAAUGGGAUUUAAUUUGCCUAAAGCUCAGUGGUUGCGUCGGCAGCAACAACGGAGAGACUCGGUUGAAUACAUCGGAGUAAAUCACUAAUUUAGUCGCGAGUAGAGAGCGUUCUAACCAGUUUUCUUUACUAAUUUGAAGAGAUAGUGGGGAGGGUUUGACACUUAAAAUUGACCUCAUCAGCAUAGUUUGUGUUCAUGUGAACGUAGUGGCAGCAGCCCGUGUUGAAGUGCCAAAAACUGCAGUUAUUAGAACGUCCAUAGGUUAAAAUGCCCAAUUUUACAGCCAAAAUAAACAUAUUUACAACGUGGUACAAAAUCUGUAUUGAUCUCUAUAGCUAAUGUCCCCAUUUCAUGACUGUAUGGGUGCACAUUUUUGCAUAACUCAUCCACUUUUAAAGAUGAUUUGAUUGUUUUAAAGCUUAAAUUGAGGCAUUAUUAGGGUUUGAGUGACAGGUUGGAUUAGCAGGUCUCUUCAGAAACCUGAGGGUGAAUUCACGGAGACGACGUCCAUGUUUUCUACUGUCUAUGAUGUGAUGGUGGCUCUUAUCAUCUCCAAUAUGUGCCUCUUUAAAUGCACUGGUUAACAAGGUAUCUCUCUGUCAUGCCAUCAUCAUCGUAAUACUGUGCAAUUAUUUUCCUUUUUGUACCUAAUUUCAGAGUUUCAUCCCAAAAUGAUGUUUUAAUCCCUGAAGCCAGAAGCUAAAUAGGGGCUUAACGUGGAUAUAUCAUUUUGGUGUGAAACAUAACGUUGCUUUUGUGGCUCGAAUGGGCCGAAAAUGUCUAAAUAAAUGUCUCUCAAUUAAAGAAAUCAUCUUA